CAAGAAAGCGUCCGAAGUUAGGACGGUUUACCCUAAUUACAAACAGCACAACUUAUUUGGGUACCAGACUUAUCGCCCUAAAGCCAGUUUGCCCCCAGUCGGUUCGCCCCCAUGCAGUCAAUUUGCCCCCAAAUAGGAUGUCAGUUCGCCCCCACGUGCUUAACCAGUUCACCCCCACAAAGAUGGUUUGAGAGCAUUAAUUACACAAGAUGAUCUAGGAGCAGAAUUCAACUACAAUGGCAGCCAGUAGUAGUGGAAGGAGAAGGCAUGCUGCCAUGCAGCCAUUUGAGUUUGAUAUUUCCAUAGAUCCAGUUCUUGUUAGCGAAGGUGGUGAACAAGAGGUAGACGAUGAAGAUGCAGUGUUUCAGUGCUUGAAAGAUGUCACUUUACUUAGCAAAUGCUUUGAACGUUUUCAAAAUGCAAAGGUUGUUAAAAUGUCUCCUGAUCUUAAAAUAACUCUGUCAGUAUCCUCUUUGGAAGAGUUUGAAGAAAUAAAGGAAGUGAUUAACAAAGGAGAUUUGACAAAAACAAUUACAGAGUUUGCUAAUGGUCUCGGAUUGGAAAUGGAUCUUGGUAUAACUGCUAGAAGUAGUCAAAAAACUAAUGUAAGACUAGACAUGUCUUUAAUGGAUAAAAGGAGAACUGCAAAACAAGCAAAAAAGCAUUUUGAAACACCACUACAAUCCACACAAACAGAGGUACCUGGAGGACCAUCUGGAGCAAAAGAGAGAAGCAAGGAACUCAAGACUGAAAAUAUUACUAACCCUGUGCCGGGUUCAAAGAAAACAGAAGAAUCCAGAACAUCCACCUCAUCAGUUCAGAAGAAUCCAGAUAUAGGCACAAAGUCGAAUCCAGUGUUACAAACUGACAAAAGUGAAUCAAAUGGUGCAACUUGCACAGAUGUGGUGCCGGGUUCAAAGAAAACAGAAGAAUCCAGAACAUCCACCUCAUCAGUUCAGAAGAAUCCAGAUAUAGGCACAAAGUCAAAUCCAGUAUCACAAACUGACAAAAGUGAAUCAAAUGGUGCAACUCACACUGAUGUGCCUGCUCCGACAUGUCAAAUUCAGAUGAUUAUGCACAAUCCCAUUGAAAAGAAUUUAAUUAAGGAAUUUUGGAUAGAAUUACAAUCAAAACAAGCAGAUUUUAAGGCAGAGACACCAUUUUAUCCUUUGUGUGAAGGACUUUGGAUUACAAGUAUGAUUUCUAUUCCUAUUCAUUGUGAUAGCUUACAGUACAAAUGUGAAUUCACACAAACCAAAGGAUAUUUUGGCUAUAGCUGGCUUGAAAAAAUACAUGAUAAAUCUUGGAAAACAGUAGAAAGAAUUACACCAAUGAUUCGUGAAUUUUCCAUGAUUAAAGGCAAAGUUAACGACAUUGAAAUGGGAUUUGCACAACAUGUUAAUCAUAUGCUUGCAAUAGUUAAUUCAACCAACUUGAAAGAUGCAAUAAUGGAUGUGGAUAGCCUUGUUUACCGUGCACGUCAAUACAUGAAAUACAAGCCUAUGAAUAAAAAGACAGUUAUUCAAAACAUCCAUCAACAUUUAAACCAGUCCACACCGUGUUGGGAGGUAUUCAUUUUGUUUGGCUAUGUAUGUGGUUUAUUAAUCCAUGUUGAUGGUUAUGACUGCAAGACCAAAGAAGAUAUCAAAGCUUCAAUUCCACAGCAAACAUCUCAGGAAAUAUUGAAAAGUUUAAAAAUGUGUUCACCUGAUCAUGUUCCUUCAGGCUCACUGCAUAAACUUCAGAACAUUGUAAUAGAAUUGUGUCAUAUUGCAUUUCCUAACCGACCAAACCACAUUCUGGAUAUGUUCGAGUUUUGUUAUCCUGCCAUGUCAUCUACUUUCUUGUUGAAUUGCUUUAACUUUUGUGGUCCUUUGCCAUUCCCAUGCAGCCUAGAAACAUGUAAGCAGAUUUGUAGAAAUAUUCUUGCACAGGAAAAAGCUGGAGACAAAUGUGCACCAGAACUAUUGCAGAAACUCCUGCGUCAUUCACAAUUGGACACUACUAUUGGUAUUGUAAAUAGUUUGGUUCUAUCCAAGUCACAUCAUCAACAGAAAUUACUGGAACUGCUGAAAACUAGAAUUAUAGUUGAUUCUAAGCAGUAUUACAGGGACAACAAUUUUGAAGCAUUGCUCAUGCUUGUGAAUGAUUUGGAAUUGAGGCAUGAAGCCAUUGUAUCUGUGGUGUCAGACACUGUUACAGGAACUGUAAUCAGUAUGAUAAAAGGAUUAAACAAAUCUGACUCUGUUGCUAUAGAAUUUAUGAAAAAGUGUGUUGAGUCUCCUGUGCUUUUCAAAUCACAAGAUUCCUGCAAAUCUCUAUAUGAGGUUAUGGCUACAUCACAAAAUGAACAAAUACACUCUUACUUUCUGGAAAGGCUUUGUUCUGAUCAGGUAAUUAAAACAUCUGAUGAACUGACACACAACUUGACUUUGAAAUGGUUUGUUACUGCAGUGAGGCAUCACUGUUGUGAAAAGAAAUAUAACUUGAAAAAAUUUGAAGAACUGCCAUUUGUUUACAGGCAUCUUAGCCAAUUGCUAAAAAUUGAAUCCAUUUCAGAGAGAGAAAAGUUGGUAUUUGAUUUAAAAGAAAAAACAUUUGACUUUGUUUGUUCUAUUCCUCUAAAAGAUUUUGUACAAGGCCUUUGUGAAAAGGAGACGCUCGAAAACUUGCCAGAAAUCUUCAGUGAACAUCUGUUUCGAAUGUUAUCUGAGCACUCUGACAAAAAGGAUAACAUUCUCACUGCCAUAGGGAAAUCUUCAAGUGAUCAUUUUGAAGCUACUAGCAGGUAUGAUUGAAUGUCACU
Molecule: messenger RNA, 2806 nt
Organism: Gigantopelta aegis
Lineage: Eukaryota; Metazoa; Mollusca; Gastropoda; Neomphalida; Peltospiridae
Exons: 7
Coding region: 237-2798 (853 amino acids)
Source: RefSeq, a predicted model, not a curated record